This is a messenger RNA of Dufourea novaeangliae, 2292 nucleotides long. RefSeq lists its product as uncharacterized. Bases 1 to 2292 code for a protein of 763 amino acids. The transcript has a single exon. Lineage: Eukaryota; Metazoa; Arthropoda; Insecta; Hymenoptera; Halictidae. The record is from RefSeq and is a predicted model, not a curated record.
AUGGCUACAGGUCAAGAGUCUGUCACUUUAAAAUCGUUGCGUAAACAACGCUCAACUAUUAAAAGCCAAUUAACGCGUUUACGAACAUCUUUGGAUCAGAAUCAGGUGUUAGAGAUUCCGAUAUUAAAGGGACGAAAAGAGAAAUUAGAAGAGUGGUACAAUUCCUUCAAUCAAAUACAGAAUGCAAUAGAAUCAGAAGAUGAAAUUUCCGACCAUGAAGCAGUUAGGGAAUCUUUCGAGUCGCAGUAUUUUGAUAUUUCGGAUAUUAUUAAUACACGGUUACAUAGAUUAGAAGAGUUGGCUAAACCUGCAGGUAAUUCAUCAAGAAAUCGUGCGUUAGAGUCACCGGCAAAUGUUACGGUGAGCCAAAAAACAUCGUUGUUACCAAAAAUGGAGCUCCGUACAUUUGACGGUAAUCCACUUGAGUGGCCGAGCUUUCACGAUACUUUUAAAAGUUUGGUACAUGAUAAUGAUGAAUUACCUGCGACGCAAAAGUUCCAUUUGUUAAGAAAUUCUUUACGCGGAGAAUUGACUACAUUCAUGGAGAGUGUCACAGUAUCGGAAACGAAUUAUAUGGUAUCUUGGGACAUGCUGCAAAAACGAUGCAAUAAACCGCGACAACUAGUGCAAGCUUAUUUAAAAUCGCUAUUAGAGCUCGCGAAAAUCGAGAAAGACACUCCAGCUAAUCUACGCAUGUUAGCUGAGAAAGCGCAAAUGAACGUACAAGCGUUACGCGUUUUAAAGCAGCCCACGGAAUAUUGGGACGCGUUUUUAAUUUUCCUCGUAACUAGGAAAUUAGAUAAAGACACGCGCAGGGCCUGGGAUAGAACUUUGGAAAAUGAGGAAAUACCAAAAUUUGAGGAUUUAAUUAACUUCAUUCUAAAGCAGGCGAGGGGUGAUGAUGUAGAGGAUGAGCAGGAUAAUUCUAGACCGUUCAACCAUAUGAAGUCUCAGAAACGGGGACAAAGUUAUGUAUCUCGAAACAACAUGAGUUUGUGUUUCCUAUGCAACGAGACACAUGAAAUUUUAGUUUGUUCGGUGUUUAUUAGAAUGACACCCCGUGAACGAUCGGACGCGGCUAGAAAGGCGAAGCUUUGUCUCAAUUGUCUUCAACCGUCGCAUAAUGUACAAAACUGUAGAUCGAGAACUUGCAGAAAGUGCGGUCGUAAGCAUCACACGAUGCUUCAUUUUGCUGCUUCAAAACCGGAGAGUUUUGCGAACACACAGGCAAACCCUUCGGAUAAUAAACCGAUUUCAGAGCCUGUACGUAACACUUUGACCGUAGCGUAUGAUUCGGAGGUCUUACUUGGCACCGCGCAGGUAAAGUUUGUGGAUAGGUAUAAUAACGAACACCUUUGUCGCGUACUGUUGGAUGGAGGUUCGCAAACCCAUUUUAUUACGCAUCGUCUAGCGGAAAAACUGCAAUUGCCCAAACGCAAAAUAGAUUUAACUUUCGCGGGAUUAAAUCAAUUAAAUACGCGCGCGGAAUAUUCUGUAUCAGCGAUUAUCAAGUCAAGAUCAGGUGUAUUUAAAUCUGAGGUAACAUUUAUAGUUUUACCUUCGAUUACCGGUGUAUUGCCCUCUCGUCAGGUAGAUCGGUCAAAGCUGGCAAUACCGACUAACGUAUCGCUAGCAGAUCCCGAGUUCCAUAAGCCCGCGGAUGUUGAUGCUUUACUCGGAACUUCAUUAUUUUAUCGGUUACUUAGCGUUGGCCAAAUAAAAUUGUGUCAAGAUUCGGUUAUACUGCAGAAAACACAGUUAGGGUGGAUAGUGACGGGAGAAACCAACGUCACUCAAAACGCUCGUAAUCAGUCCGUUCGUUCGUGUCAUGUCACGACAAAUGUAGACAAGCAAUUGACGCGUUUUUGGGAAAUCGAAGAGUUGCCCAACAAAAAAUUUCUUUCCGCUGAGGAAACAGCAUGCGAGAUGAAUUUUGCCGCCACUACGAUUCGCGAUUCCGAUGGCAGAUACGUUGUAAGAUUACCGUUCAACGAAAAGAAAGGGUUAUUGGGCGAAUCGCGAAAUGCCGCGUUAAAGCGGUUCUUUUCAUUAGAACGGAAGUUACAGCAAAAUCCGGAGUUAUUUCGAGAGUAUUCAGUUUUUUUAAAAGAGUACGAAGAUCUCGGUCAUAUGAGCGAAACGCGUGACGAUCGUCCUACCGAAGGGUUCUAUCUUCCACAUCACGCGGUGAUCAAAGAGUCGAGCGCGACUACUAAGACACGGGUGGUCUUUGACGCGUCCGCGAAGAGUCCGACGUUUGAGAUACGCGGAAGAGUUCGGCAAAUAAGUUGA